Molecule: messenger RNA, 492 nt
Organism: Striga hermonthica
Lineage: Eukaryota; Viridiplantae; Streptophyta; Magnoliopsida; Lamiales; Orobanchaceae
Source: the annotation of a GenBank genome assembly
CAACAGCAACCCGCGUCUUUGCAGUUGACCAGAGGGAGGCCGACCAGCAUCCAGGUACCAUGUCCGGGAUGAUUAUUCUUAAUGAUGUACCUGUCUAUGCCUUAUUCGAUACCGGAGCGACCCAUUCUUUUAUAUCACGUCGAUGUCUUGAAGCUAUUGGGGUUCGUUCCACUACCGCUGUCGAUCCUCUCGAGGUGAGUUUAGCCUCGGGAAGAAAGAUAGUGACUGACGCUAGAGCCACCGAUCUCAGUCUUUCCAUCGUCGGCUGCAUUCUGAUUACUGAUACUUAUGUUAUCGAGAUGAGGGAUUUUGACCUCAUACUCGGUAUGGAUUGGCUAACUCGAUUUCACGCAGAUAUUCGGUGUUACGACCGGGAGAUUACUCUUUAUCUUCCAGGAGAAGAUCAGAUCACUUAUUACGGCUCCAGGACUCGUACUCUGCCACAUAUUAUUUCUAUGGCGAAAGCCAGAAAGAUUCUUCGACGAGGUAAUU